GUGGCCAAAAGGGUGGAGGCGGGAUGUGGGGACUCCCAUGAAAGGAACCUGAGGGCCACCCCCAGGCCAUGAGAAAAGGAGGGGCUCGGCUCUUGCUUGGAAAGGAUAAACUUCGGAACGCUUGGGAAUGGGGCCGGGAACACGCGGAGACCUGCGCGGCUUACGUGAAGAUGAGCAGCUCAGAGGAGGUGUCCUGGAUUUCCUGGUUCUGUGGACUUCGUGGCAAUGAAUUCUUCUGUGAAGUGGAUGAAGAUUAUAUCCAGGACAAAUUCAAUCUCACUGGACUCAAUGAGCAGGUGCCUCACUAUCGACAAGCUUUAGACAUGAUCUUGGACCUGGAGCCUGAUGAGGAGCUGGAAGACAACCCCAACCAGAGUGACCUGAUUGAGCAGGCAGCUGAAAUGCUCUAUGGAUUGAUCCACGCCCGCUAUAUCCUCACCAACCGUGGCAUCGCCCAGAUGUUGGAAAAGUACCAGCAGGGAGACUUUGGCUACUGUCCCCGUGUGUACUGUGAGAACCAGCCAAUGCUUCCCAUCGGCCUUUCGGACAUCCCAGGUGAGGCCAUGGUGAAGCUCUACUGCCCCAAGUGCAUGGACGUGUACACACCCAAGUCAUCGAGGCACCACCACACGGAUGGCGCCUACUUCGGCACCGGUUUCCCUCACAUGCUCUUCAUGGUGCACCCCGAGUACCGGCCCAAGAGGCCCGCCAACCAGUUUGUGCCCAGGCUCUACGGUUUCAAGAUCCAUCCGAUGGCCUACCAGCUGCAGCUCCAAGCGGCCAGCAACUUCAAGAGUCCAGUCAAGACGAUUCGCUGAUUCCCCACCCCACCUGUCCCCAGUCUUUGACACUUUCAUUCCUUUGCUGCCACCCUUUCAUGAACCCUCUAUGGUUUUUAGUUUAAAUUAAAGGAGUCAUUAUUGUGGUGGGAAUAUGAAAUAAAGUGGAAGAAAAGGCCGU
Globicephala melas (long-finned pilot whale) is the source of this 960-nucleotide messenger RNA. RefSeq names its product casein kinase 2 beta (gene CSNK2B). Gene Ontology annotation, cellular component: protein kinase CK2 complex; cytoplasm. Gene Ontology annotation, molecular function: protein kinase regulator activity. The record is from RefSeq and is a predicted model, not a curated record. Lineage: Eukaryota; Metazoa; Chordata; Mammalia; Artiodactyla; Delphinidae.